Juglans microcarpa x Juglans regia is the source of this 1162-nucleotide messenger RNA. RefSeq names its product transcription factor bHLH153-like. Gene Ontology annotation, cellular component: nucleus. Bases 371 to 841 code for a protein of 156 amino acids. Gene Ontology annotation, molecular function: RNA polymerase II cis-regulatory region sequence-specific DNA binding; protein dimerization activity; DNA-binding transcription factor activity, RNA polymerase II-specific. The record is from RefSeq and is a predicted model, not a curated record. The transcript is spliced from 6 exons. Lineage: Eukaryota; Viridiplantae; Streptophyta; Magnoliopsida; Fagales; Juglandaceae. Gene Ontology annotation, biological process: regulation of transcription by RNA polymerase II.
UAUAUUUUCCUUUGGAGCACUAUAUGCCAGCCAAUUCCAUGGUUUCAGCGAAUUUAAGUUCGUAGCUUAUACCGUGAUUGCAGUGUGAACUGCGUACAUGGAUUUUGCAUAAAGUUCACUACUUUGCAACUUGAAAACCCAAUAAGCUCUAGCUAGCACUUGUCUAAACUAAUAGACCGUGAGAAAGAGACGAAGAAAAAGAAAGAGUAGCUUGUUUUUGGGUUGACGGGAAUAAUUAAAGUAGAAACAUCAAUACAGGAGAUUUUUCUAUUGGUUUCGAUUACAGUUUCGGGUAGAUUGGGUGAUUUCUGAGGUGGGUUUUGAAGGGUUUGGCUUAAAAAGUUGUAGAUCAUCGUGAGUUCCUGUUGCAAUGCAGACUCUUAAGUACUCUGGAGAACAAGGGUUAGAAUUAGGAAGGAUGACAGAGCACAAAAGGAGCCCCUGUUCUGUUGAGCAAAGCAGUCUCACUUCUCUUGCAUCCAAACGACAUAAGGCUGAUCUGUCUGCUAAGGAGAGGAAGGAGAAGCUCGGGGAGCGAAUUGUGGCUCUACAACAGCUUGUUUCACCAUAUGGGAAGACAGAUACAGCUUCUGUCCUUUCAGAGGCAAUGGAAUACAUACAGUUCCUUCAUGAACAAGUUAAGGUGUUAAGUGCUCCGUAUCUCCAAAGUAACCGAAGUAUAAUGCAGGACUUAGGACCAAACAGUUUGAGAAGCAGAGGUUUAUGUCUCGUUCCCAUUUCAUGCACUGCGGGAGUUGCUCAAAGCAAUGGCGCCGAUAUAUGGGCCCCCAUCAAGACAACUUCUCCCAGAUUUGAGAAGGCUAUUUCUCAAUUCCUUUGAGACCUUGUUGCUCAGAAACCAAAGCUUAUUGAAGUUUGAUGUAGCCAGAGUGGUGGUGUAAAGCGCAACCAACCUUUUACUGUGCAGCAAGGUUUUGUCGGGCAGAGGCAAAUUUGUGACCGAACAUAUCAUUCACAAUGCCAUCAUGGAAAUCUGGAACGUGAAUAGACAAUCUUUUACAGUCUGAAAGCAAUUUCCGCACCAUCCUGAUUUUUAAGAUGGUAAUGGUAGAAGCUUUCUAUGUAUAUUUAGAACUUGAGUUGUACAAGGAUAAUGAGCAAUAAAGCAAUGAAUACAUGGAGCUGGAUAUAUAUUAAUUUA